AGGCGAUAACUGUCCGUUUCCGUCCACACUGCUUCAGUGGCCGCUGUUACCGUUGCAGUGGGACGCCCAGUAACAGCUGACGGGUAGCUAACACAUCGUCAAACCGCUCUGAGUGCAGCGUCCAGCGGUGUCACAUUUGACCUGGCCGCUGCUGCUGUUAGCCUGACAGGGAGCCAACAGUGUUAGCUUAACUCCAGCAGCGAAACGGCCAUGUACAGUGAAACACAACGUCAUAAAUAAGCAGCAAAAGAAAGAAAGAAAACAGUGCUAAAAUAAGUUUAUUUUUUAUCUCCAAUGCGGACUUUUUGUCGGCUUGUUCCAGGCGCAGUGAGUUCGGAGAGGUUUAGCGAUUGUUGGCGGCGGCAGCAGCGAUGUUGCUGUGCACGACUGCAACACGCCUACUGGGAAGAGGGAAAACUUUGCUCCCUGAUCCGUUUAAGAGGAUUGCUAUAAACAUGUCGUCCUCCUCCGACGCCGGUAAGAGACUGCGGGUCCUGGUCGACAUGGACGGAGUGCUGGCGGACUUCGAGGGGGGCUUCCUGAAGAAAUACAGGGCCAGGUACCCGGACGAGCCCUUCAUCACCCUGGAUGACAGGAGAGGCUUUUGGGUGUCUUUACAGUACGGACAGCUCAGAUCCGACCUAAGUGAAAAAGCCAUCAGUAUCUGGGAGUCCAAAGGCUUCUUCAUAGACUUGGAUCCUCUCCCUGGAGGAGUGGAGGCGGUGAAGGAGAUGGCCAGGAUGGAUGACACAGAUGUCUUUAUUUGCACGAGCCCCAUUAAACAUUACAAACACUGCCCAUAUGAGAAGUACGCCUGGGUGGAGAAGCAUUUAGGCUGCGACUUUCUGGAGCAGGUCAUUCUGACCAGAGAUAAAACCCUAAUUGCCGGUGACCUCCUCAUCGACGACAAGCCUGACAUUCAAGGUGUGGAGCCCACACCAGCGUGGGAACACAUCCUGUUCACCGCCUGCCACAACAAGCAUCUGUCCGUCGGUCCCUCCCAGAGACGGCUCCUGUCUUGGUCUGAUGACUGGAGGGGCAUCCUGGACAGCAAAAGGAAGUGAGGAAUGCCACUCAUUCCUCUGCAUCAUAGUAACCAGGGUAACCGGAAUACAAGACUGAUCGUCCAAGACUGUUGAAGUUGCAACGACGUGAAUGGACCAGCAUUUCCUGCCGUUGUUUCUGAAGAAGAAAACUGAAGUCAGCCGUGCAGUUGUUGGGAGAGAAGAGAGAAAAUUCACUUAUUUCACCACCAGAGGGCAGCAUGACACAGGCCAACCUCACGUCCACCGAACAUCUCUAAAUAACCGCAUGUCGAUUUUUAACAGGGCCAGACCGCAUUAAUGGAAGUUGUUGGUAUUGCUCUCCUAUGGCUUCUAAAUUUGGAGCUUUCUGCUCAGAAUCCAUUUCGUUUUAUUUUUGGCUUACUUUAGUGGUUUUUUUAUAUCCUCAUUACAAAAGGCCAGUCCCAUAAACAUGUCCAUGCACUGUGAUUCACACAAAACAUCAGGGCAGUCAGCUACACAGGAAAACAAACAAAUAUAGCCUCACAGAGCCGUAAGAGCUGGUGAACGUGAGCACAGGAGUGUGACAUCAGACCCUGGAUUACUGUAACGGUUAUAGUUGGUAUUUAUUUUACCUCGACUUAAAUGAAACACCACUGUAAUGUACAGAAAUUUACAUCCACUCAUCACUGGCAUGCAUGUUUCACUUUUAAUGUUACGUUUAAAUAUGACUGUAUAGAAACAAAAUUAAAAGUUUGGCACCAUGGACCUGCUUUUUUGAUAUCCUUGAGGUCGAGGGUUUGCUUCUCAAGUUUUCCAAAUUUUUCAUCUUGACCUCAAAUCCACAAUUAGACGGUUAAGAUAAUAGAUUAAUACAAACAGUUGUUCCAACAGGGAUGUUUGAUGGCCGGGAAAAUCCAUAAUAAAUUCAAACUACAACCAAAAAGAAACAGUUAAAAUUCGUCACUGAAAGCCCUAAAUGAGCAUGAAAUCGAUGCCAGAGAUGAAGGUAUGUAAACUUCUGACCACCACCGCGGGAAAGGCGGAUGACCUGGAGGAAAGUUUUGUUUUUAUGCAACUUAAAAAUUACAACUUUGGUGCUCUUAUUUUUGUAGCAUUUCAUAAUUAUCUAUGCAUCUCACUUCACCCACUGAGGUAAAACGUACUCACACACACACGUUGCCAAAAAACCCACGUAAAACAAACAUAGCAACUCAAAACUUCUGUUCUUUGAAAAGUUUUCCUAUUCUAAACUAUUAAAUAGAAUAUUUAGAAAUUCCAAGUCAUUUUCAGUUAGAUGUUCCACAUGAGAUGUACUAUGUGUAUUUUUAUACUGUAGCGUGUUUACAUUCGCACAUAAAAGUAGAUGGAGGGUAGAAACUUCGAACUAACUCCAAAGUGUUAGAUUUAUUGGAGUAAGACGAUUUUUGAGUUGAAAAGUGUUUCAGAAUGAAGUUGCCGCAAAACAACACAAACCUUUUUUUACCUCACUGUUUUAAAGGAACUUGUUGCUCUUCCCCAUCAAAGCUUUGAGAAGACAUGGUCCUUAGAUUUGUGUGUUUGUGCCUGGUUCAAUCUCCAACUUCAAAUCGGUUUCUGACUUUUCUGUUUUAACACAUUGUUUUCUCCAUCUGAAGCCAGUGAAAAAUAAAGGACACUUUAACAUGUC
This is a messenger RNA of Poecilia latipinna (sailfin molly), 2673 nucleotides long. It is a transcript of the gene nt5m, whose product is annotated as 5',3'-nucleotidase, mitochondrial. The record is from RefSeq and is a predicted model, not a curated record. NCBI's taxonomy places the organism in Eukaryota, Metazoa, Chordata, Actinopteri, Cyprinodontiformes, Poeciliidae. The coding region runs from base 372 to 1064 and encodes 230 amino acids. The transcript is spliced from 5 exons. Gene Ontology annotation, molecular function: 5'-nucleotidase activity. Gene Ontology annotation, cellular component: mitochondrion. Gene Ontology annotation, biological process: pyrimidine deoxyribonucleotide catabolic process.